UAACAAAUCAUUCGCUUCGUGCUCGCAUCAAAUAUCAAACAGCUGACAGGGUCUGUCCCUGCCGGUUCAGACCACUGUUUUUUUUUUUAUCAACCUAUUUAAAUUUAAAUAUCGACUUGUAUCGAAACGGUUUAGAUACCUACACAGCACAUACAAGCGCGAGUAUAUAUUACUUAUAUGAUAUUUUGCCGGUAUUUUUUUUUCAAAUUUGUGGCGCUCAUUAAAGAUAUUCUAGUUUAAACAUGACGAUGGUGUCAGUAAUGAGGAUAGAGAACUUAGUUUCAGUGAUAUUUUUCCAGUUUCUGGAGAUUUUUGCUGUUAAUUUACAACAUGCAGAUUUAUCUGGCCAAAUAUCAGAUAUCUCACUACCAUCAAUUACAUUUGGCAAUAACACCGACCGGAUACAUAUCGAAUAUCCCGUGCCUGGAAUUGAGUAUGACCAAUCAGUAGAUCAAUCAUCCCUAGACACCUGGUCUGUUAUUUGGUACAUAGCAUCCUUUGGUGGUCUGAUUCUCUUUUUUCUAAUCAUAUCCUGUAGCGAAUGGUGCUGCAGACGUAAUGCUCGUAGAAACUGUCAAUUGAACAACAAUUCACAACAGACGUCUCAAGUGGUACCAGAUACGCCUCCACCAUCUUACGACCUAUUUGCUCCUCCAUCGUAUGAAGACUUAUGGGUAGGGAGCAGUAGGGGACGAAGAGGCGAAAAAAGCGAAUACGACAUAUAUGUGGUACCUGUACAUGCUUUAGGUACCAUCAUGGAAGAAGCCAGAAGAGAAGAUGCACCACCGUCAUACCAAAGUGCAAGUACAAAUCUGGCCCAUCCAGGUGAUCUACAAGAGGUGUACUUGUCUACUGGAACAACGAGGGUGACGUGAAAAUAACAUUGAUACAAAAAUAUGUUAUACAAGACUGCUAUUUUGAUUUUAUUUAAAUUAAGAGGUUAUUAUUUUCUUGUCAAUUUUCAUAAUAUUUAUUUUCGAUUUGGUAAAAUAAAUUAUUAUGAUUUAUUGUUUUCAAGAAAAAAUAAUAAACACAUAGCUUAAAAACAGCAUAAUGUGAGUGACUAAAAAUCAAAAAAUAUGAAUAAAACUGAUACCAUUAAUUAUUGUAAUGCGAUGAAUUUCAGUUUCUCGAUUUUUGGGUCUUCCAUACCUAGGUACCUAUACUGAUUUGGGGUACCUAUUAUAUCUCAGCGAAUGAUGAGAGCGAUAAUUUAUAUUACUGAUUGUAAAAAAAUGUCACGACUACAUCGCAAAGACUAAUAUACAAUAUGUGUGACUAAUUAAAAAACCAAUUUGAAAACAUCCCGUUUUCAAAAGGAAAAAAGGUGUCCCACAAACACUUGAUCGCCUGAUAAUGUAAUAAUUAGAUUUAGCACUACGACCGUCUCUAAUCAUAUUAUGCGUUCGUAAACAUUUCAGAAUAAAGUAUAAUAUGACAUGUGGCUUCAUUUAUUCAAGGAUUAGAUAGAAGUGCCUACUUGACAAAUAUUUUCUAUACAAUUUAAAAAAUAUAUAAAUCAUAUCAUGUAAUCCUUAAAUCCUUAAAAUCAUAUCAAACACCUUCCACAUAAUGUAUUCAAGAGGAGUUUCUGGAAAUAUAUAUCUGGCAAUAGGAUUUAGGAAAGUUCCUUGAUGCGAAACUAAUUCAUUUAUUAUAAUAUAUACCUACAUUCCAAAGAUAUUAUUCUUAUUCUUUACAAAAAUUGUAUAAAAUUUAAAUUGCACACACGAAAAUGUUAAUAAUGAAAAUUCCUAAAAAAUCUGUGGUAUCUAAAAAAUUAAAUUCCUGACUGACAAAAUUUCAGUAUAAAAUUAGUAGCCAUUAUAGUUAUUAAAAAUUGUGAUAAAUCCUUUAAGUUAAGAUAUUUAUAUAUAAAAUAAAAACAAUGUCUCUAAGAACAGCGGAUUUUAUCUGACAUAUAAGAUUCUUCCUUGAAACCAAUUAUUCAAAUAUUACUAAAUUAAAUAAAACACACUUAAAUCUUUGGAAUAGGAUUCAAAUUUGACUAAUUUUCCUAAUUAUUUUUUAUACAAGUUUAUUGUUAGUUGGGAUAUGCUAUAUGUAUGUGCAUUUAUUGAAAACUAGUUAAUCAUAUUAUGUGUCACAAAAAGUACAAUAUUGUAUUUGUACCUGUUUGUAAAUAUCUGUUAUUUAACUAAUGGUUUGUACAGUUGCGUAAACUUAUUUAUUUAGAGUUAAGUAUUUGUGAUUUCGUAUGUGUCAUUGUUCAUUUGAGUUAUUUUUUUUACGACAUGUUAUGUUGGAAGUUUAUUGGGAAAAUACAAAUUUGAUUGUGAUUUGUGAUAUA
Messenger RNA from Ceutorhynchus assimilis (cabbage seed weevil), 2311 nucleotides. The record is from the annotation of a GenBank genome assembly. NCBI's taxonomy places the organism in Eukaryota, Metazoa, Arthropoda, Insecta, Coleoptera, Curculionidae.